GAAAUUUUUAAAAAUUACUAAAGAAUAUAGUACGAAGGAUCACAUAUGACCAUAAUGGGAAUGGCGGGUUUCACGGUAGCACUGAUGAUAGUAUGUGUGAUAAUCUCUCCUGGUGUCUAUGGACAAGAGUUGGCUAAUGACCAGGAAAUCGAAGUAGAAAGACUUUUGAAGCGGCUCAACAAGCCUGCUCUUAUAUCCAUUAAGAGCGAAGAUGGAGAUAUAAUAGAUUGUGUUCCAAUACAUAGUCAACUAGCUUUUGAUCAUCCUCUGCUUAAAAACCACACCAUCCAGAUGAGACCGAGCUUUACACCGGAAAGUACGUCUACGGCUACGUACACCAUGAAUAAGAGAAAGGCUACUCAGGCGUGGAACAAGAAUGGAAGAUGCCCAGAAAAUACAGUUGCGAUAAGAAGAAUAAUGAAAGAAGAUAUCUUACGAUCAAAAUCCAUUGAGAAUUUUGGGAAAAAGACGACUCAAGGCAUCCUUUUAUAUGGUGCAAAUGCAAUUCAUGAGUACGCGGUCAUGAGGGCUGCGCCAGGAACGUUUUUCGGUACAAGAUUUGUAUUGAAUGUCUGGGAACCAUACGUUCAAUAUGACACAGAGUUUAGCUUGGCUCAGACUUGGCUCGUGUCUGGAUCUGGCUCUAAUCUUAACUCAAUUGAAGCUGGUUUCCAGGUUUAUAAACAAAAGUACGGUGAUAAACAACUAAGAUUAUUUGUUUUCUGGACGCCCAAUGGAUACCCAACGAGUAGAGGAUGCUACAACACCGACUGCCCAGGUUUCGUUCAAGUGAGCAAAAAUUUAAUUGUAGGUGGAGCCUUCAAACCCGUCUCACAAUACAACGGUACUCAAAUUGAGGUCAUCGUAACUAUAUGGAAGGACCGAGGAAACUGGUGGCUACAGAUCGACAAUGAAGCUGUUGGUUAACGACAACAUCGGUGGGAGACACACGAACACCAAAAUGGGAAGUGGGGAGUUUGCAGAGCAAGGUUAUAAGAAAGCAAGCUUUUUCAGGAAUAUUACGACAACUGAUCAAUACAAUAGGCCGGUAGAACCACAAGUUUCCACCAUUGCUACCAAGGUUAACUGUUACAACAUUAAGCAAGGAGCUAGUGGAACUUCCUGGGGGGUUAACUUCUACUAUGGUGGUCCUGGUGGCCAGAAUGCCAAUUGCCGUUGAUUUGGAUCUGCAGUGUGCUCAGAGAUGAUUCGAGUACUGGUAACUACAUGUGUGUAUUUGAAUAAGAGCGUGCGAUUAUGAAACCACGUCGUCCAAGUUAAUAUUAUGUGUGUCCUUGAAUAAUGUGUGUAAAAGCUUUUCGA
Molecule: messenger RNA, 1323 nt
Organism: Brassica oleracea var. oleracea
Lineage: Eukaryota; Viridiplantae; Streptophyta; Magnoliopsida; Brassicales; Brassicaceae
Exons: 8
Coding region: 46-927 (293 amino acids)
Source: RefSeq, a predicted model, not a curated record